AUGUUCAUUCGGCGUCUGGCGAGCAACCUGCGCCGCGCCAUCAAGGGCACAGGCGUAGAGCGCGUCUGGCAACAGCACCUGAUGAUAUGCCUCGCGUUGCGCGAAGACGCCGACUGGGACACGGUGCGCCAGCGUGUCGGCGACUGCAUGGGCGUCGCCAAGUUCUACCUCUCAUACAAGGUCGCCGCCGAACUCGACGCCGUAAAAGAGCUGCUCCGCUCAGAACUAAAGACGCAUCAAUUCGAUACAUUCCGCAUCACGGCGCAUCGGUCUAACAAGCGCUUCCCCAUAAAGUCCGACGCUAUCAACCGCGAGAUGGGCUCUUUCGUGGAAGAGCUAACCGGCGCAAAGGUGCGCCUGAAGGGCGCAGACUUGGAAGUCUUCAUCGAUGUGGUGAAUGACGGCAUGCUCGUCUACUUCGACCCCAUCCAGGGACCCGGCGGCAUGCCGGUCGAUUCCAGCGGCACGACAAUGGCGUUGAUGUCAGGCGGCAUAGACUCGCCGGUCGCAGCCUGGCAGAUGAUGCGGCGCGGCAGCCGUGUGAAACUCGUCCACUUCCACAGCCACCCGCUCGUGGACUCAUCGUCCAUCGAGAAAGCAGCGGAAUUAGCAGAAAUCCUGACGCGCUACCAGUACGAUGCCGAGCUGUUCCUCGUGCCCUUUGCCGGUGUGCAGCAGCGCAUCAUCGUAGAGGUCCCGCCGCCGUAUAGAGUCGUCCUGUACAGGCGGUUCAUGGUGCGCAUAGCCGAGGCGCUUGCGCUGCAGCAGGGCAUAGCGGCGCUGGUGACCGGCGAGAGCCUGGCGCAGGUAGCGUCUCAGACAUUGGAAAACAUCGCCAUAGUGGAUGCGGCGGCGCAGAUGCCCAUACUUCGCCCGCUAAUCGGCUCGAACAAGAAUGACAUCGUUGACAUCGCGCGGCAGAUUGGCACAUUCCCUAUAUCCAUCAUCCCGGAUCAGGAUUGCUGCUCCCUGUUUGUGCCGCGCCAUCCGGUUACGAAGGGUAGCCCCAGGGUAGUGGACCGCCUGGAAUCCCUGCUGCCCGUUGAUGAGCUGGUGCAGGAUGCGUUGGAAAAGGUCGAGAUUCGACAAUUUGCCUACUCGCCCCGCUAG
Geodia barretti is the source of this 1110-nucleotide messenger RNA. The record is from the annotation of a GenBank genome assembly. Lineage: Eukaryota; Metazoa; Porifera; Demospongiae; Tetractinellida; Geodiidae.